Molecule: messenger RNA, 5345 nt
Organism: Halteromyces radiatus
Lineage: Eukaryota; Fungi; Mucoromycota; Mucoromycetes; Mucorales; Cunninghamellaceae
Exons: 6
Coding region: 142-5256 (1704 amino acids)
Molecular function (GO): protein binding
Source: RefSeq, a predicted model, not a curated record
UUUUGAGUAUUAUUUUCGUUACUUUUUUUUUUUCUUUUCUUUUCUCUUUUUUCCUUAUUUUUUUUUCCCACUUUUUGAUUUUAUUCCUUAUUAUUAUUAUUAUAUCUCCUGUCACUCUUUUUAUUUUUUAUUCUAUUUCAAAUGGGUAAUUCUCACAGUAAAAGUCAUUCCAAACGAAAAACGACAAAAGCAACUAAAGCAAUUAAAACAACCAAGAAUAAGAAUAUACAUUCAACCACCACUUUAGAAACGACAAGAACACCAAUACCACCACCGCAAUCUAUUAUUACAACAACAACAGAUAAAUUAAUAUUACCAUUAAAGAAAGACAACUUUCAUGUUGGAAUCGACAUGUAUACUGCUGCAACUCCUUCAACACUGAUAAGAGACCACGUAGCUGAACAACCUCUUUCUAGUUUAUUUCCUCAUGAUAUACCAUUAUCUGAAAUUUGUUAUACACAACAACAAUCAACUGCCAAUUCUUAUUCUUCUUCAACAAAUUCCUCUACUGUAUCUACUUUAUCCGAUUUAUUCUCAUCUGCUUCAAUAGAUACUCCUGUUUCUACUCUCUCAACAACAUCACGCUAUACCAAACACUCCACACUUAGUACCCAUUCUACCUUACAUGUGCCUCAUUUUGGACAUGGUCCGAGCUCGACAACUGUUACACUAGCAAAUGAAGAAAGUACAAAAGGAAUCUCUACAACACUAGAUGAUUUGUCCAACUUGGUACAUGUCGCACAAUCGAAAAUACAUAGUGGUCACGAAUCUCUUAUCCAGCAAGGUUUUCAAAAUUUACUCUAUUUGGCCGAAUCUCGUCAUUGUGUUGAUGCUUUUUAUCCUUUAGCUGAAUCUUACUAUCUAGGUCAUCAUCAUUCUUCAAAACAGCCUGAUAAAGUCAAAGCACUUUUUUGGUUUCGUCGUGUCGCUAAUAUAUCAACAUCAACUUCUCUACCUUCAACCACUAUAGCAUGGGCUCAAUAUAGAAUCGCUAUCAUGUUGGCAAAAGGUGAUCACAAUGUCCAACCAAACGUUGAAGAAGCUGUCAAAUAUUUCAAAUUAUCAGCUGAAAGGGAUAAUAGAUACGCUCAAUAUAUGUUAGGUUUACAUUAUCAACAUGGUCUUUUUAUUCAACAAUAUCCUGAUCUCAAACAAGCUUUACAUUGGUAUGAACGGGCUGCAAGACAAGGAUUUUCUGAUGCUCAGGUAUCUCUUGGUCAAUUGAUUUUGGAAAACUUGGAUUUUUUACUUGAUAACAAUGAUACCCCUUCUAUUCAAAUACGUACCAAGUGGAUUGAUAUCGCUAUACAUUGGCUUGAAUUGGCAGCAAAACAGAAAAACGUAAAAGCUCAUAUCACUUUGGGCGGAUUAUAUGAAGAAGGCGAAUUGGUGGACCGAAAUGCAACAUUAGCCAUUCAACAUUAUGAAGCUGCAAUAUCCAAUCAUACAAUACCAUCCAACGACAAACAAGUGAUACUUGCUCAUUAUUUUAUUGGUAUCAACUAUCGACUUGGAAAUCUGGUUCCCCAAAAUCAUUCUACCGCAUUAAAACACUUGGAAUUAGCUUCAAAAGGUGGCUAUGCUCCUGCUCAACGUGCAUUGGGAUUGAUGUAUCUGGAAGGAAUCUCUGUCAACAAGAAUGAAUCAAUAGCAUACGAAUGGUUUACAAAAGCUGCCAUGCAAGGUGAUGUACAAGCACUAGGACUUCUUGGACAACAAGCAGAGAGACGAGGACAUAGUGAUGCCGAUAUCCAAUCAGCUAUCAAUAUGUACAAACAAGCGGCAUUAUCUGGAUCUGUUACAGCUCAACUCUCCUUGGCUCAUCUAUUAUUACGUACCGAUCGUCAUGCCGAAGCUUUUCCUUGGUUUCAACUUGCUGCUACCAAUGACAUUUCAUCCGUCAAAGAAUCAACUGGCGAUUCUACGUGUAUGAAUAAAAUCAAUUUGAAUGUGGGACAUGUACGACAAAGGAAUGUGGCUCGUCUGAUGGUGGCUCGAUACAAAUUCAAUGGUUGGGGUGGUGUAGAUAUCAAUCGCACUUUGGCUUAUCAAGAAUUCUUUCAACUAUCUCAAGAACAAUUCUCAGAUGCUUACUUCUGGGUGGCUGCUUGCUAUGAAGAAGGUGUACAAAAUCAAGACGGAUCUAUCAUUGUUGAAACCAAUCCUCAAAAGGCUUUUGAUUACUAUAUGAAAAGUGCACUUGCUGGUGAUGUCGAUGGUCAAUUUCAUGUAGCUCUUAUGUUGGCAAAUGGUGUUUCCUCUUCUGGUCAAUCAAUCAUAGAAAAGGAUCCUGUACAAGCAUUCAAAUGGUAUUGCAAGGCAGCUGAACGUGGUCAUCCAACUGCACAAUAUAGUUUAGGUCUAUUUUAUGAACGUGGUCUAUCUCCUGUUGAAAAUGUCCAAUUGACAAUGGCCAAAUGUUGGUAUGAACGAGCAAGUCAUCAACAUCAUACAACAUCCAUGAUUAGUCUCGCACAAUUACUUUUACUGGAAGAAUCCACUGUAUCUCAUCAAGAAGCACUUCACUGGCUACAUACUGCUGCAACUAAGGAUCAAGAUAAAAAUUAUACAGCUGCUUUACGCUCUUUGGCUGGUGUCUUUGAACAAGGGAAAAUUGCUGUGGUUCAAUCAGAUCCAGAUCGAUAUCAAAAAGGUUGGCUCUUAUUACAAAAAGCGGCAGAUAAAGGUGAUCAUUUGGCUUUUGUGGAUAUGGCUCGCUAUCAUGAACAUGGUUUAGGUGUAGAAACUAAUAUUCAAAAUGCUCUUGAAUGUUUGAUUCAAUCUGAAAAGUUGGGAUAUCAAAAGGCAAGAAUAGCCAUUGCUGACUUGUAUCAAAGACAUGACAUGUGGAAAGAAGCUUUGGAAUCAUAUCAAAUUAUUAUCAAGUCAAAUCCUUUGUUAAAAAAGGCUGGUUGGAAUGCACGACUUUCUAUUGGAAAGAUACUUUUGGUGGAUGGAUAUGAUCAAGAAAUGGACUGUUCAAUGUUGAUGAAAGAUGUGUAUUCAUGGUUAUUCACAAUGGUCCAACAAUCUGCUGGAGCCUUUCUCAUGGAACCUUUGGAACUUCUUGGUAUUUGCUACGAGUUUGGAAAAGGAACUAAUAAGGAUAUCUCUCAAGCUAUUUUGUGUUACGAAAAAGUCAUCAAAUUUCCCAUCAAAGAUAUGGACUGGACACAAGAACGAACAAGGUUUAGAUUGAUUGAACUUUUCAUGCAAAAUGAUCAGCAUAACUUGGCUUGGGAACAGUUGCAAGUGACGAAAACACACUUUAUUACUAUGAAUCACAAAAGCCGAUCAAGUCGUAGACUUGCAAGAACAGCUAGAUUUUAUUUAGGCUACCUACUUCUUCACGGAACUCAUAUGGAAACCAAUGUAAUAGAAGCACAACAAUGGCUGACUCAAGCUGCUGAUGAAGGUGAAGGAAAUGCGGCAUUGGAAUUGUUUAAAUUACAUCAAAUCGAUAACGAGAUGGAAGAAGCAAAAAGACGAUUAGAUCAAGGUAUUUCUGCUGGUCAUAGUGGAUGUAUGGUGGAAAUGGCACUUUUAUUGGAAAAUGACAACGGCGAUCGUAGCGACAUGAUUGAACUUUUGGAUCGCGCAAUCGAAUUAGGAAACACGGAUGCUAUGUAUCAUAAAGGUCGAUUGGAACAUGAAGCCUAUUUGGAUGAUCCUGCAAAACCUCACCAACUUAUUGAUUCUGCUUUGACAUUCUACAUGGACGCUGCUGGCAAAGGUGAUAGACUAUCGAUGGUUCAUAUUGGACAGUUAUAUGAUGGCCUUGGAUUAUUCGAUGAUGCACAAACUUGGUUUGAACAAUCUUCUGAAGAACCGUUAUCUAGCAUCAUGUUGAUGAUGUAUCACUUGCAGGGUAUGACUAAUCCUGAUAUCUCUGGAAAAAAAUGGGACCAUGUUACUUUUGAACAUUUUCUUCAAGCUACACAAAAUUUUUGGGAACAAAAACAAACGACAACACUAUGGGACAAGAUUGAUCGACAAACCAUUAGUAACAUCUGUGUUUUUAUUGGACAAAAUCAUCAAACAGAUCAACAAGAGAUAUGGUACAAGCGGGCAGUGGAUCUCAGUCAACACAAAGAUGCCGAACAUGCUCUUGGAUUAUUAUGUCAAAACCGAGGUGACGUUGCAGGUGCGAUGGACUGGUUUAGAAGUGCAGCAGAAAAGUGGAAUCAUGCUCCAUCUCAAUAUCAACUUGGCAUGUAUCAUGCGUAUGGUCUUGGUGGCUUGGAUAUCAAUCUUGUGGCAUCUCAGCGUUACUUGAAACUUGCGAGCAAUCAAGGUCUGGAACAAGCCAAGAAAGAACUGGGAACAAUCAUGUUUAUGCAUGCAUGGGAUCUCUGGAACAAUCAAAAACAAUAUCAACGUGGAUUGAAACAAUUCGAAAAGGCAGCAACAUUGGUACCCGAAGCACUUGUGGAACUUGGUCAUUUAUAUCAUACUGGAUUUGAAGAAAGCAGUGAACAUGGCAUUUGCGUCAUUCUUAAGAAUUAUAAGCAAGCAUUCUCAUAUUAUUCGGAAGCAGCACAACAAGGUAAUGCAAAGGCGGCACUGAUGCUUGGUUCUUAUUAUGAAGAAGGUUAUUUGGAUAUGGAAAACCUGGAUGAUGCUUUGAAAUGGUAUGAAAAGGCUUAUCAAUGGAAAUGUGGCCCUUUGGCUGAAUUGGCCAUUGGCAAAUUGAAGCACAGUAUGGCGGAAAAGUUGAUGGGUCAAGAUGUAGAAGCAGCUUUGGAUUUACAGGAAGAAGCAUAUUCGUGGUUUGAAGGAUCUGUAUCAUCGUCCUCUCUGGAAACAAUUCAAGAUCAAUCAUCUCAUGCCAAAGUGAUGAUGGCGCUGUAUCACUUGAAAGGAUGGGGAAGAAAACCUUGUGACCCAAAGAAAGGUUUUGAUAUGCUAAUGUCACUUAUACAAGGUCAAGAUAACAAUGUAGCUAUUUCUGAAAUCGCAAUGUGUUACGAUCAAGGUAUUGGUGUAGAUCAAGAUAUAAACAAGGCUCUACAUUACUGGGAAUUGGCAGCGGAAAUCGAUGAUGUGGUUGCUCUUCGACGAACAGCGGAAAUUUAUCGACUUGGAUUAGCUGGUGAUCAUAAUUUAGAAAAAGCAAAUGAAUAUGAUACAAGAGCUGAUACCAUUGAACAUAUGAAACAAAAUGAACGUGAAAAAUCAUUUUGUUCCACUUCCUCAUCAUCUUCUUCCUCGUAUGCUUCUCGACGCUCUUCUUUGAAUUCUUUGAACUCUUUGUAGUAUUUUAUUUGUAUUAUACUUUAUUAUUAUUCAAUAUUCUUAUUAUUAUUUUUAUUAUUUUUAUUAUUAUUAGUUAUUCCUACUACUCC